This is a messenger RNA of Fundulus heteroclitus (mummichog), 3006 nucleotides long. Its product is annotated as nuclear factor 7, brain. NCBI's taxonomy places the organism in Eukaryota, Metazoa, Chordata, Actinopteri, Cyprinodontiformes, Fundulidae. Gene Ontology annotation, molecular function: zinc ion binding; protein binding. The coding region runs from base 190 to 1746 and encodes 518 amino acids. The transcript is spliced from 6 exons. The record is from RefSeq and is a predicted model, not a curated record.
CUGGGCCCGUUUCAGCACGCCUUCCGUCCUGCGUAAAAAAAAAAAAAACACUUCUGCCAUCAGCUUCAGGCCACGCCCUUUCUCAGGGGCAUGAACGGAAGAAGUCUAGUCUUCACUUCCCACAGUAAGUGCUGGCAUCGGGCUUUUUUUUCUUCUUCUUCUUCGGGAUAAUUAUGAGCGCCGCGGAGAAUGGCGGAGUCCAACGCGCUUGAAGAGCUGCAGUCGGAGCUCACCUGCCCGGUGUGUCUGGAGCUCUUCCGCGAUCCGGUGAUCCUCGAGUGCGGACACCACUUCUGCCAGGUGUGUAUCAUCCAGUGCUGGGAGGCGAAGGCCGACGAGCUUUCCAGCUGUCCAAAGUGUAGGAAGUCGUGCGCUCGCAAACUGCGGCCCAACUCGCUGCUGUGCAACGUGGUGGACAGUGUGCGCAGAGCCCGCGCCAUGGACGCGGCCGCCGCGGGGACUCCGGGCUGGGACCCCGCGGGGCCCCUGGAGAUGCCGGAGGAACGGGAGCCCGGCUCCAGCAUGAGCAGCGUGACCUCCUCCGUCGGCCACUGGCCUCACCUGGUUGUGGACAUGUGUGAGGAGCAUGAGGAGAAGCUGAAGCUGUACUGCGAGGACGACCAGCUGCCCAUCUGCCUGGUGUGCGGGAUGUCCCGGGACCACAAGAUGCACAACGUGAUUCCGAUCACGGAGGCCUUUGAAAACUACAGGGACAAGCUGGUUGUGGCUUUGGAGAGGGUGAAGCUGCAGACGGAGGAGGCCACGCUCUUCCAGAAACAGACCAAUGAAAAGAUCCUCCUGGUUAAGGGGCGCGCAGGAGACCUGGAGGAGCUGGUUACCGCCGAGUUUGGCCGUCUGAGGGAGUUCCUGCUUGAGGAGGAGGAGAGCAUCAAGGAGAAGCUGCAGAAGGAGAAAGAAGAGAAGCUCAAUCAGCUGGAGGAGGCGCUCACCCAGGCCACAGAGCAAAUCAGCCAGCUGGAAAGCACGGCGGAAAGACUGCGCCUCAAACUGAGAGAGGAGGAAAACCCUGAGCAGCUCAAGGGAAUCAAAGAUUUCAUCGGAGGGGCCGAGAGUUUGUUUGAGCGCCCCCCAGAGGUCAGUGUGGACCUGAAGUCAGGAGAGUAUGUGGGACCCCUGCAGUACAGGACCUGGAGGAAAAUGAGCUCAAUCUUCCAGCCGGCCGUCUCAGCGGUGACCCUUGACCCGGACACGGCCUACCCCUGCCUGUGGGUGUCCGCCUGUCACACCAGCGUCCAGGUGGGAAGGAUCCAACCCAACCUUCCCAACAAUCCCGAGCGCUUCACCCGCUACAACAUCGUGCUUGGCUCUGAAGCGUACUCCUCAGGCAGACAUUACUGGGAGGUUGAGGUGGGCUGCAAGAAAGCGUGGGGUCUGGGUGUCGCCAGAGCCUCUGUCAACAGGAAGGAGGAGAUCAGCCUCUGCCCCGACGACGGCUUCUGGACCCUGGUGCGGAGGUACAAAGGCGACGGCACCAGCGAAUACGAAGCGUGCACCGACGCCGACGACACCUUGAUAUAUCCCCCCGAUCCCCCCAAGAGGGUGGGAGUCUAUCUGGACUACGGACGUGGCGAAGUGUCUUUUUAUGACGCCGGAGCGAUGAACCACCUCUUCACCUUCUACAACGCAAACUUUAAAGAGCCGGUGUUCCCUUACUUUAAUCCGUGGCCAAUCAUGGGUGGACAGAACCGAGAGCCACUCACCAUCAUAACGCCACACUGGGGAUAGGCGCCCCCUUUUUGUUUUUGCUUUCAUUAAAGAGCAGCAGGAGAUUCCAGCUACGGACUGCCGUGGCAGCGUCUCAUGACACUUCACAUGUCUGCCUGACAAAGAGCUCCUGUCUGUGUGACGCUGAAAUUUCUGACGAGGAAUUUAACUCCUGAAUGACCAGAGACGAACAUCAUGAAAGGCACUUUAGAAUCUGACAAACUCUGUUUUUAAAGAUCAAAAUUCAGUCACUGGGGCGUUUUCCUGACAAAUAUGAUCCGUUUAGCUCAAAUCUGGUUGGUGCUAUUCAUUUACCCCGCAGAUUCAUUGUUGUUUGGCUAAUUUAGCGUAGCAUUGGUCUGGAAAAUGCAAAUGUUAGCAACCGUGAAUGUGAACCUACAGAUAUUUUGACAUAUCGCAUGCAACGUACACAAUGGCCAUAUCCUAUUCAGGAUAUGGCCCUUUAAGUUGUUUUAGCCUGCCUGUCUGUGCUUUCUUUUCCACAAAGUGUUUUGUAACAAACCUACAGACAAGUUAAUACUGUUUCUGGCUUUGUUGUUACAAAAGCUGGUGUCUGUGAUGCUCACUUUUCCUGUUUGGGAUCCCACACGGAUUCCGCCUCACGUGGAAAAACACGCAGGCCUCCCAGAACACUGUGGAUUAUAAACUUCACCUGCACACGCAAAUCAAUGAAACACACAGCUGACACAAUUUAUCAAUUGAACUAAAUCCCCCUAACAGGAUUGACUGACUUAUUUUUAAGUCAGUCCUUCAUAACUGGGUCAUCACAGCUGGAAAAAAAGCUUUAAAACAAAUAAAAACCCGCUUUGAGUCAUUUAUUUUAAUCAUUUAAUGACUAGGAAAUGUGUGGAUCAAUUUUAUCCAUUCAGAUUUUGCACAUAUAACAAAUAUUGAAAUUGUGUUUCAAGCCUGAAACUAAAUAAUUUUUUGAUAAAUUCUUAAAAAAUAUUUAAUUAAAAUCUUAUUUCACCAAAUUUCACUCUGGAUUUUUAACAGCUGAAUAAUAAAUGUUUAUGAAUAUUUUGUUUAUAAAACCUUGUCAAUUGAGCGUCUAAAGUUUUUGUUCAUUAGGAAGUGGGCAUGACCUGAGGGACAGAUUUUUUGUUUUUUUACAGCUUUAAUUGUGAUGCACACUUCUCUACUUAUUACAAUAUUUUAAUUGUACUUUUUGUUUUUAUUUGGAGCCUCUACAUCAUGAUCAAAAAAGACCUCUGUGUUCAUAAGUGAGGUUGUAAUUAUUCUAUUAAAUUUCCCUCUGAG